Molecule: messenger RNA, 1915 nt
Organism: Physeter macrocephalus (sperm whale)
Lineage: Eukaryota; Metazoa; Chordata; Mammalia; Artiodactyla; Physeteridae
Gene: ITK
Product: IL2 inducible T cell kinase
Exons: 17
Coding region: 1-1863 (620 amino acids)
Biological process (GO): intracellular signal transduction; NK T cell differentiation; B cell receptor signaling pathway
Cellular component (GO): plasma membrane
Molecular function (GO): ATP binding; non-membrane spanning protein tyrosine kinase activity; protein binding
Source: RefSeq, a predicted model, not a curated record
AUGAACAACUUUAUCCUCCUGGAAGAACAGCUUAUCAAGAAAUCCCAACAAAAGAGAAGAACUUCUCCUUCAAACUUUAAAGUUCGAUUCUUUGUUUUAACCAAAACCAGCCUGGCAUACUUUGAGGACCGUCAUGGGAAAAAGCGCACUUUGAAGGGCUGCAUUGAACUCUCCCGAAUCAAAUGUGUCGAGAUUGUGAAAAGUGACAUUAUCAUCCCAUGCCACUAUAAAUAUCCAUUUCAGGUUGUGCAUGACAACUACCUCCUAUAUGUGUUUGCUCCAGAUCGCGAGAGCCGGCAGCGCUGGGUGCUGGCCCUUAAAGAAGAAACCAGGAAUAACAACAGUUUGGUGCCCAAGUAUCAUCCUAAUUUCUGGAUGGAUGGGAGAUGGAGAUGCUGUGCUCAACUGGAGAAGCUUGCUGUGGGCUGUGCCCAGUAUGAUCCCACCAAGAAUGCUUCAAAGAAGCCUCUUCCUCCUACUCCUGAAGACAACAGGCAGUUACUUCGGGAACCUGAAGAAACCUUGGUCAUUGCCUUGUAUGACUACCAAACAAAUGAUCCACAGGAACUCACGCUACAACGCAAUGAGGAGUACUACCUGCUGGACAGUUCCGAGAUUCACUGGUGGAGAGUUCAGGACAGGAAUGGGCAUGAAGGAUACGUACCAAGCAGUUAUCUGGUGGAAAAGUCUCCAAAUAACCUGGAAACCUACGAGUGGUACAAUAAGAGUAUCAGCCGAGACAAAGCUGAGAAACUUCUUUUGGACACAGGCAAAGAAGGAGCCUUCAUGGUACGAGAUUCCAGGACUCCAGGGACAUACACUGUGUCUGUUUUCACCAAGGCCAUCGUAAGUGAGAACAACCCCUGUAUAAAGCACUAUCACAUCAAAGAAACAAAUGACAACCCCAAGCGAUAUUACGUGGCUGAAAAGUACGUGUUUGAUUCCAUCCCUCUCCUUGUCAAUUAUCACCAACACAAUGGAGGAGGCCUAGUCACUAGACUCCGGUAUCCAGUUAGUUCCUGGAGGCAGAAAGCCCCGGUCACGGCAGGGCUGAGAUAUGGGAAAUGGGUGAUUGAUCCCUCAGAGCUCACUUUUGUGCAGGAGAUUGGUAGCGGGCAGUUUGGGUUGGUGCAUCUUGGCUACUGGCUCAACAGGGACAAGGUGGCCAUCAAAACUAUUCAGGAAGGAGCUAUGUCAGAAGAGGACUUCGUCGAGGAGGCUGAAGUCAUGAUGAAACUCUCUCACCCCAAGCUGGUCCAGCUCUAUGGAGUGUGCCUGGAGCAAGCCCCCAUCUGCCUGGUGUUUGAGUUCAUGGAACACGGCUGCCUGUCAGAUUACCUGCGCAGCCAGCGGGGGCUCUUUGCUGCAGAGACCCUGCUGGGCAUGUGCCUGGACGUGUGUGAGGGCAUGGCCUACCUGGAAGAGGCAUGUGUCAUCCACAGAGACCUGGCUGCCCGGAAUUGUUUGGUUGGAGAAAACCAAGUCAUCAAGGUGUCCGACUUUGGGAUGACAAGGUUCGUCCUUGAUGACCAGUACACCAGUUCCUCAGGCACCAAAUUCCCAGUGAAGUGGGCGUCCCCGGAAGUCUUCUCUUUCAGUCGCUAUAGCAGCAAGUCGGAUGUGUGGUCAUAUGGUGUGCUGAUGUGGGAAGUCUUCAGUGAAGGCAAAAUCCCGUAUGAAAACCGAAGCAACUCAGAGGUGGUGGAAGACAUCACCACUGGAUUUCGGUUAUACAAGCCUCGACUGGCCUCCUCGCAUAUCUACCAGAUCAUGAAUCAUUGCUGGAAAGAGAAACCAGAAGACCGGCCACCUUUCUCCAGACUCUUGAGUCAACUGGCUGAAAUUGCAGAAUCGGGACUUUAAAAGAGACUCAGUGCCAAGCCACAGGCUGCAGAUCCUGAGUGAGGCAAGGAGG